AUGCAUCGAGUUUCGGAUGUUCCGGUCAUUCUGUUUAAUCCAUACUUAACGUGUAAUCUUUGCCGAGGCUAUUUAAUCGAUGCCACGACAAUUGUUGAGUGUCUACACUCUUUCUGCCGCAGCUGUAUCUUGACUUAUCUCAAACUGAACACAACAUGCCCGGUCUGUGCGACACUUUUGCACAAAACCAAACCACAUUGCGCAAUUCGGCCUGAUCGUGCACUACAGUCCAUCGUUUACAAGCUUAUACCGAAUUUAUUUGAAAAGGAAAUGCUAUGUAGAAGAAAAUUUUAUGAGGAUCAUCCUUCAUGUUACACCCGAUCUUUAAGUCCUGAAAAACGUGGUGAUUUAACCCUGAAUACUUAUGUACUCCAAGAAGAAGAUCGUUUAAGCGUUGAACUUCGGUACUGGAACCAAAACGAACAUAAGAAUAAUGGUUGCUCAAGUAAAACUUCUAGUCAAACAGAUUCAAUUAGCCCGAUACUGCCUGUUAUCCCCCCUACAUUUUUACUCUGUCCACCUGAACUUACAGUGGGACAUAUUGAAAAGCUGAUUCGAAUGAAGUUCAAUCUUAAACCCAGUGAGCAUGAGGUUUCUGUUUUCUUUUCAGUCGACGAUCUUUUUAAUUCUAACUAUACACUAUCAGAUCUUGCCUGCUUGUAUGCGUGGCGUCGCCAACAACCUUUUAAGUUGUAUUUUACAAUAAAAGAAACAUCGAGGCAUGGAUUUUCUGUGUUUAUGGAAUCACAACCCCCUUCAACAUCGAGUAACCUAACUCAUAGUAUUCUGGAAAAAUCUAAACUAUGUCCUCAGAAUAAUAAUUCAUCUUGGUCUGUAAACUCCAAAUUCAGAAAUUUCCCCACAAAUUCCCUUCGUAAACGGCAUGUGAAUAACUCUGAUGAUGAAAUGGAAACUACUCCACUUGAAGUCUCUGCGCCAAACUCACAAAUCUCAUCACAAUCAUCCUGUAAAAUAUCACUUCCAACACAGUUCAUAAAAUCUAUAAGCUUAUCAUCUCCCAUGCUCAAUACUUCAAGUUCUGUUUGUUCUUCGCUAGCCUAAAAUUUAACUUAUGUCCUAAUAUUCCAUAACUAGUCAUUCGGAUUUAUACCUCUGAUGUUGCUUUAUACUUUUGACUCUGAUUUUCCGGGUAUAUUAUUGAAAUUUUAUUUAUUCACAUGGUUUUUUUUGGUCAUUGCUUUGUAAAGUCUCGUCAAAAUCUGGAAUAAUAUUCCAACUUUUGUCCUAGUUUUGUACUAGGGCUAUUGUAAAUUGUAUAUUUAUCUUUCUUUAUAUCAUUGUUAAGUUCAGGCCCUUUUUCUACUUCAUACCAUAAAAAGAUAAUUAGUUUUCCGGUUUUUAAAACUUGAUACUGUUCUAAAAUAAUUCCUUUAACGUUUCAGAUUCUUUUUCUGGUCUUUUUUUACUAUGGUGUUAUACUAUGUGCAUUGUUGAUCCGUUUUCAG
Molecule: messenger RNA, 1466 nt
Organism: Schistosoma bovis
Lineage: Eukaryota; Metazoa; Platyhelminthes; Trematoda; Strigeidida; Schistosomatidae
Source: the annotation of a GenBank genome assembly